AUGUCUUCUCCCAUUGCCACCUCCAGCCCUUUGAUGGCUAUGGCGCCUAAAAGGAAGACGAAGAAGAAACACUUUGUGCAGCAGAAAGUGGAGGUUUUCCGAGCCAGUGACCCCGUGUUGAGCGUGUUGAUGUGGGGAGUCAAUCAUUCGAUUAAUGACCUGAGCCAAGUGCCUGUACCUGUCAUGCUGCUCCCAGACGACUUUAAAGCCAGCACCAAGAUCAAAGUCAACAACCACCUCUUCAACAAAGAGAAUCUCCCUGGACAGUUUAAAUUCAAAGAGUACUGUCCACAGGUGUUCAGAAACCUGCGAGAGCGCUUUGGCAUCGAGGAUCAAGAUUACCAGGUGUCUCUGGCCCGCAGUCCUCCGCUUAAAGAUGAGGAGGGGAAGUGCGUGGGGCUGCUGCUGACAUCAUACGACCGCACUUUAGUAAUCAAAGAAAUCUCCAGUGAGGAGGUGGAGGAGAUGCACAACAUACUCUCUGAGUAUCACCAGCAUAUUGUCACGUGUCAUGGCAGUACAUUGCUCCCUCAGUUCCUGGCAAUGUACAGGGUCACUGUGGAGAGCGAGGACACCUACCUGUUAGUGAUGAGGAACAUGUUCAGCCACAGACUGCAUGUACACAGGAAGUACGAUCUCAAGGGUUCCCUGGUGUCUCGUGAAGCAAGUUUUAAAGAGAAGGUGAAAGAACUGCCCACAUAUAAGGAUGUAGACUUCAGGAAUAACAUGCAAAAGGUUUAUGUGAGUGACGAGGAGAAGGAGAAAAUCAUGGACAAACUAAACAGAGAUACUGAGUUUCUGGUGUGUAUGAGGAUCAUGGACUACAGCCUGCUGCUGGGUAUCCAUGAUGUCGAGCGGGCUGAGAGGGAGGAGGAGGAGGAGAUGAUGGAGUCGUCCUGUGAGGAGGAAGAAGAGGAUGAAAAUGGCUUGGCUCCUGCUCCAAGCUCCACUUCACCUGAGGGUAUCGCUGGCUACAUGAACUCCUUCAAACCCAUGGGUCCCGGGGAGUUCGACCCUUAUGUGGACGUGUAUGCUAUUCAAAGUACUGAAGGUGCACCCCAGAGGGAGGUGUAUUUCAUGGGUCUGAUUGACGUGCUGACGCAGUACGACACCAAGAAGAAAGCUGCUCACGCUGCAAAGGCUGUCAAACACGGGGCAGGAGCAGAAAUCUCGACAGCGCAUCCAGAGCAGUACGCUAAACGUUUCAAAGAGUUCAUCACUAAGAUCUUUGCCUAG
Scomber japonicus (chub mackerel) is the source of this 1236-nucleotide messenger RNA. RefSeq names its product phosphatidylinositol 5-phosphate 4-kinase type-2 gamma-like. Bases 1 to 1236 code for a protein of 411 amino acids. The transcript is spliced from 10 exons. The record is from RefSeq and is a predicted model, not a curated record. Gene Ontology annotation, biological process: phosphatidylinositol metabolic process. Gene Ontology annotation, molecular function: phosphatidylinositol kinase activity. NCBI's taxonomy places the organism in Eukaryota, Metazoa, Chordata, Actinopteri, Scombriformes, Scombridae.